Varroa destructor (honeybee mite) is the source of this 1805-nucleotide messenger RNA. RefSeq lists its product as uncharacterized. The record is from RefSeq and is a predicted model, not a curated record. NCBI's taxonomy places the organism in Eukaryota, Metazoa, Arthropoda, Arachnida, Mesostigmata, Varroidae.
GAUGUGAAGGUAAAGAUGAUUCAAACAAAGAUCAAGAAUUAAAGCAUUACGGCUGAAAGAAUGACAACGUCUAAAUGGAGGACAGAGUGAGAGAAAAGUAGCAACUUUCGGUGUUGUUCAUUCUUCAAGACGAUCAAUGAGCGCUAAAACCUAGCAAGCAUCCUUUCCUGUGCGUCUAUUCGCGAUAAACAGCGGCGGCACGGUACCUGAUGAUCUGAUGAUUUGUGCAGUGGGCACAAGCGGCACCCAACAGUGAACGCAUAUGGAGAUGCUUCCUAACUAAAGUGAUUCGGAUAAAUCAAGACGUAGCCAGACUGCACUAACGACCGCACUGAGCGUUUAUUGUGCGAUCCCCACCCUGUCAUAAAAUAACCAGGCUUGUGUGUUCUUUGUUAUAGCUUUCCAUUUAGGUUGGGCGUUGCCUGAUCUCCGGUUGACGAUAUACCGAAUGAUAGCUGUGGAAGUUUUCAUACAUGAAAAUAUUAAAAAUCUCAUUACUUCAAAAAAUCAAUUCCUGGAACUGAAGAACCAGAAGAUAGCCUGAAAGCAGCUCGAUAGCUUGCUCAGUGAUCGUUUGUUAGAUCGUGCAAUGGAAGACCUGGAUCCGACAGAAGACGACGAGUUCUGGGAAAGUAACAGUUCGCAUUGGUGUGGAUGGUCAUGUCGCUACACGGUCGCUCCUGCUUUAGCCGUUGGAGCUGUCGUAAACGCAGCCCUAGCUUGCGUACUCGCCCGCCGAAAGCUUCCCCUUUCUGCAAACGAACUAUUUAUGCUCGCUAUCGUACUCAACGAACUUGCCUAUACGGUGGCCUUCCUCUGCGACUAUUAUCUCUUUGGCCAAUUCAUGCAGACGUACAGUGGCCUGCACGAUCCGAUUUGGUUUUGUCGGCUUCGUUUCCUAAUCUAUGAGUCGUCGAAGGUAGCGUCACUCGGAUUACCGGCGCUGUUCGCUCUGCACGAGGCAGUUACGCAUCAGCGUUCCGCCUCGACGUCUCCAUUGGUCGCCUUUCUGUUCCGGCAUCGAGUGUCACUUGUUGUCGAUUUUAUUAUAAUAUGCGCUGUGCUUGCAACACCUAUCUUCUUCGUACUCGGUCAGCGGCAUCCUUCAGAAAGUUGCUCUUUUUUGUUCUUCAAAGCAGAGGAAAGGGCGAUCUCUAUUAUUGGGAUGAUCUGCACUAAGAUUCGUUUUGGUCUUCUGAUCGUCUCACUUCUCACCCUCUGGAUCGUUGCUAUCUACCUUUACGUCAAGGCAACGAUAUCGGCAUCGGUUCCUGCGCGUCUCAUAAGUUUCUGGUCUGAACAGAAACUUGUCAACUGUCUCACCAUCAAGAAUACACUUUUUGUCAUGCCAUUUGCCGUAAUGAUUGAAAUACGGAUGUUGCAUAUUAAUGUUCCUUAUUGGGUGGAGGACAUUUGUGAUAUGGCUCUCUUGCUAAACUUCAUCGCAAGUGCCCCAAUUUUCCUGAUUAUUCAGCCCGAGUUGAGGUUUUGGUGCAAAUGGCGAUGCUGCGCGUGUGCCCCAAUCAGUAGGGCUUUGACAAAUCUAGCAACUGGCAGUCGCAGAAAACUGUACCAGGAUCAACAGCAGCAGCAGCAGCAGCAGCAACCGACUGCCGGAAACGAGGUAGAACGUGCCAACAUUUGAGGCUCUAUUGUAGUAAAAUACUAGGACAAGCAGGAAUCGUGCUCGACCUAGACCAGCUGCGACUUUGGCCAGCUUCAUAUGGGAAUGACAAAUCAAUUGCGCAUCUAUAUCAAUCUUCAAAAGAACUUUAAAAAGACUAAUAAAGGAUCAACAACGCGCA